This is a messenger RNA of Sphenostylis stenocarpa, 366 nucleotides long. Lineage: Eukaryota; Viridiplantae; Streptophyta; Magnoliopsida; Fabales; Fabaceae. The record is from the annotation of a GenBank genome assembly.
AUGAGUCUCAAUUGCCUUACUUGUGGAAAUAUCCUCCAAAGGGUGAAGUCAGGCAGGAGUGAUGCAUGUCUCCCCCUACCAGAAGAAUCAAUCAAACCUUGUUAUAACAAUGAGAAUAAUAAUAAUAACAGGAAAGUGAGUAAGGCUCCAAAUAGAAGCUGGUCAGGGAACAUGACACCACCCCAAUUUGAACCUAGUGGACCAUUGGCCAAGGUUAAGACAGCACAUCAUAGACGCACCACUAGUGAAGGCGGUCUUGGACCAAGAUUGGUAAGGAGCAGUGGAAUGAGAAGAGAUUGGAGUUUUGAGGAUUUGGCUGAUGAAAAUCAAGACAAGGGACAACAGCCUCAAAUUGUUCAGAGGUAA